Molecule: messenger RNA, 742 nt
Organism: Emericellopsis atlantica
Lineage: Eukaryota; Fungi; Ascomycota; Sordariomycetes; Hypocreales; Bionectriaceae
Exons: 3
Coding region: 92-649 (185 amino acids)
Source: RefSeq, a predicted model, not a curated record
UCACAUGUGUAUGAAUUUGCUAACAGGGCUUUAUGGUCUUCCGACUGCUUGUGAACUAUAAGGGAAAGCACUACUACGAGGCUCCUGCCUUAUGGUCACUGUGGAAGUGAGGCCUGGAAUUGACCCGUUGCGACUUCCUUCCGCGCCACUCUUACACAGGACCAUGGCAUCUGCCCCAGUCCUGAAUCAACUCUUGAAGACUUACAAUUUCUACGGAAAGCCCACUUCAGCAAGCAGCACUGCAUUUCGGAAACACAAGAUGCCACCACGCGCCAAGAAGACCCAGCAGUCUGCUGACUACGACUCGGACAUUGACGGGAUCUUCCAGGCUCAACAGCGAAUCCGUGAGUUGAAGAAGGAAAAGAACGACGAAAUACAGAAAGUCGUGGGCGAGACAGAGGCGCAGCUCGAGAAGCUCCAGAAGCGAAUCCACACAACGAUUGAUAAGAAACACAAGCAAAGCGCAAAGAACCAUGCCGCAGACGUUGCUAAGCUUGCGGAAAGUGUCGAGAGGAGAGCCGAGAUUGAGCGAGACAUAAUCAGCUUGACGAAAGCCAUGUCGUCCAAGAUGCACGAGCUUGAGACCAUGAUGCUUGAAGCAUAUGACCACAGGGUCAAGUCUGCCCAGGAAUGCAUUGGUCAUGAUUGAAUAGGGUGUGGCCAGACGGUGGUUGUUCAGAGUAAAUCGUAGCGCUAUUCUGCGCUAGCAACAGGGCGUCGUGAGAAAUCCCAGCGUCUAUUG